Molecule: messenger RNA, 4686 nt
Organism: Limulus polyphemus (Atlantic horseshoe crab)
Lineage: Eukaryota; Metazoa; Arthropoda; Merostomata; Xiphosura; Limulidae
Product: ER degradation-enhancing alpha-mannosidase-like protein 2
Exons: 9
Coding region: 23-2785 (920 amino acids)
Biological process (GO): endoplasmic reticulum mannose trimming; mannose trimming involved in glycoprotein ERAD pathway; carbohydrate metabolic process
Cellular component (GO): endoplasmic reticulum; membrane
Molecular function (GO): mannosyl-oligosaccharide 1,2-alpha-mannosidase activity; calcium ion binding
Source: RefSeq, a predicted model, not a curated record
CGUUUGUACGGAAAUAGCUAUAAUGAAGGUGUUUGGUUGUUAUUUAAAUUUUGUCUCAAUUGUUUUACUUCACCUAGGAAUAUUAUCGUCCAUGAAGUUUGAUUCAUGUUUAGGAGUUCAACAUUUUUCCGAUGAUGAUCUGCAAAAGUUGAGGGAUCGGGUUACGAAGAUGUUCUACCAUGCCUAUGAUAGCUAUUUAAAAUAUGCCGAGCCAUAUGAUGAACUACGACCUCUGAGUUGUGAUGGCGUUGACACAUGGGGAAGUUUUUCCCUUUCUCUUAUUGAUUCUCUGGAUACUCUAGCUGUGAUGGGAAACUUUAGUGAAUUUCAAAGAGUGGCACAACUAAUAGUGAAAGAAAUAGAUUUCAAUAGCAACAUUAAUGUUUCAGUAUUUGAAACUAAUAUUAGAGUGGUAGGAGGACUUCUUUCUGCACACCUGUUAUCUAGAAGAGCUGGAGUAGAAUUAGAACCUGGAUGGCCAUGUUCGGGACCACUGCUGAGAUUGGCAGAAAAUGUAGCUCGUAGACUGCUACCCGCCUUUCAGACCAAGACAGGAAUGCCAUACGGUACUGUUAACUUAAAAUACGGAGUGCCAGCUGGUGAAACUCCAGUGACGUGUACAGCAGGAGUCUCUACUUUCAUUGUAGAAUUUGGUGCCCUUAGCCGUCUUACUGGAGAUCCAAUAUUUGAAGACACGGCUCUUGCUGCCCUCAGAGCUUUGUGGAACUUGAAAUCUCCACUAGGUUUGGUAGGAAAUCACAUCAACUCUCAGGAUGGCAAGUGGACUGCUGUUGAUUCUGGAAUUGGUGCCGGGGUUGAUUCAUACUUUGAAUACCUUGUUAAAGGUGCCAUCUUACUUCAGCUUCCUGAAUUAAUGGAGAUGUUUAAUGCUUACAGGCAACCCAUUGAAAAAUAUAUGAAACGCGAUGACUGGUAUUUAUGGGUCAGCAUGAACAGUGGACAAGUGACCAUGCCGGUCUUUCAGUCGUUGGAAGCAUACUGGCCAGGGAUAUUGAGUCUUGUUGGAGACAUUGAACAGGGGCAGAAGUCACUGUAUAAUUAUCACCAAGUGUGGCGCCAAUAUGGAUUUAUUCCAGAGUUUUAUGAUAUUCCUCAUAGUCAUGUCACAAAGAAAAGAGAAGGAUAUCCUCUAAGACCGGAAUUCAUAGAGAGUGCAAUGUAUCUAUAUCAAGCUACGAGAGACCCUCUUCUACUGCAGCUUGGUGUUGACGUUCUGGAAUCUAUCGAACACAGCUCCCGAACCAGCUGUGGCUAUGCUACGAUAAAGAAUGUACUUGACCACAAGAUUGAAGACCGGAUGGAAUCAUUUUUCUUAGCUGAAACUACCAAAUAUCUUUAUUUACUCUUUGACCCUGAUAAUUUUCUUCAUAGAAACGGAGAUCACGGAGAGGUUGUUCGUACGAUAGGAGGCGAUUGUGUUGUUGAAAGUGGUAGUUACAUUUUCAACACUGAAGCACACCCUAUUGACAUAGCAGCUGUUUACUGUUGUAGUGCUGAAAGGAAACGACAAGAGGAUGAGCUACAAGAUUUACAUGAUUCACUUAAUUUAUUUCAAGUUCUAAAAAUUUCUUCUAAAACGCCACAGGCUUUUCUUUAUGAAAAGUGGCAUAACCAGAAAUCUCCAUUUCAAUUAAUUGAAAAGGCUUAUUAUAACUUACCUAUUCAUAAAGAAAUGUUUACCGUUUGGCAGUCUGAAACAGAUAACACUGAAAAGAAUGUUUCUUUCAUGAAAAGUAAAAAGCAUCCAGAAGUGGAAGUAAGACAACCAGUGAAACUGUCAAUCCCAGACUCCAAAGAUGUAGUUGGAGAAAAUAACAUAAAACCAUCCACAAAGAUGGCAACCGAGGAGUCUCAGAAACGAGCUACAGAAAACAUUCCAACACAGUUGAAAAAAAUAUCGUUUACAACAACAGAAGAUGAACACUCACACCAAUUAGAUAAAGAAAGUAUACCAAUAACUACCGAAGAAAUAUCAUCCAUAAAGUUUGAAAAUGGAAACUUAAAGGUAUUAGUUACAGAAAGUAUACCAAUAACUACCGAAGAAAUGCCAUCCAUAAAGCUGGAAAUGGAGGACUCAAAAAGAGUAAUUACAGAAAGUAUACCAACAGAUACUGAAGAAAUACCAACCGUUAAGAUGACAAAUGAGGACUUGCAGGAAUCAGUUCAAGAAAGUAUCUUAACAAAACAGGAAAUAACACCGUCUGUAAAGAUAGCAAAUAUGGAUUCGAAGGAAUCGGCCACUAAAAGUAUCCCCUUGGAAAUGGAAGUAAGCACAGCUUUGAAGUUGGAAAGUAAGAAUUCACAAGAAUUUAGUGAAGCAAGUAUUCCAAUAGUGUCUUUGUCAUAUGAUGAUAAGUUGAACAGAGGAAAGUCUAACGACUUCCAUAGUUCAGCAGGCGAUCCAACGUUAACUAAGGUUACAAUAAAACCAAGUAACGAAUAUGAAAAAGACGUGGGUUCUAGUCAAACACAAACUGAUAGUCAACAAAAUGAAGCUAAUAUUUCAAUAGAUAAACUCAAAAUCUUACAAUAUUUAUCUUUGUUUGUCAAAGAUGAAAAGAAAAGUUUAGAUUUACUCCAGCAAAAAAACGUUAUUCCAGAUUUAAAAAGCAUUCCAUUUUCCUCGCAUACUGGACAAGAGAAUAUAAAAAACGAUAGCAGUGUGAACAUCUUAAAUGUUACUUCAUUUGAUAUGCUAACGUGUCCCGCUCAGCCUUUUACAUUUCGUUUCUCUCUAUUGGGUGAAUUAUUUAAUACUGACUAGUUGUAACUUUAUAAAAUAGAAAAGUAACAUUCCAUAAACAUACAAGCAUUGUUGAAGUAUUCUCAUGAAAUACACCUGUUAAUUUUUUGUUUUUUCAAGUGUACAUCAAAGGUAUUGUUCUCCUUAUAAACCAAUGUAUAUAGUAUUAUGAAUUUAUUUAAUAUAGUUGCUUUAAUCAAUUCCAGGAUUAUCCACGUUUAUCAAGUUUUUAUUUCUGCCAAACAUAAAAUCAGAAAUCUUUAUGCAUUAUUAAUAGAUUAAACACACACUCGGUAUUUCACUUCAGGAUGAAGAAACGAAUAGUGAUGCGAGAAAAGAAAACUGAUUUGUUCCAUUUUUUUUUUAAGCUUUUCAUAAAGUGACUUGUUUGAGCAUGCUUCUUAUCAUAGAUAAUAAAAGUUUACAGAUUUACAUGUAUUUGUUGAUUAUAUGAAAAAUUUAAAAAUGAUUUUUUUUUCUCGAGAGAUAAUUAAAAACACUAAAAUCUUGAUAUUACUUGUUAAUGUGAAACUGUUUGAUAGUAUGUUUUAAAAAAAACUUUAUCAUUGUGACACUUAUCAAAAAUGUAUAGGUAACUUUGGACAAUACUGACAUGAGUGAGAAUACAAUGUAAUGUUUAUAAAUACUGUGUACAAUUGUUGGUACAUAUAACUUAAUUUUAAUACUCAUAUUUUUCUCUAUAAAUAAUACUACAAUAGCAAGAAUAUAAUAGUAUUCGGUAUUGAUUGUACAUAUAGUUUGGUAAGUAUAAGCGGUCAUGUAUAUGUGUGGGGAUUUGCUUGUUAUCUGAAUUGAGUAACGGCAAUGGGAAAACUGAGAGUUCCUUUUGUUUCCGUGUAACAUCGGAAGAUUUUGUAUCUCUUCGUUGCGAUUUUAAUCUCUAAUCUGUAAAAAAAGAACACUUUUCAGAAUUUCUAAAAUAACAAAGUAGAAAGUCCAUGACGUUUAUUUAAUGCUGACUCUUUCUGGUCAACCACUCUCUGUUGUGUUGUUUUUAACCACUCAUUUCUAAUAUUGGAUGUAACUUGUAUAAAUGUUUAAUUUAGGCUUACCAGAAUGGGUUGUUGGUUAUGAAUGUUACCAAAAGUAUAAAAUAAAUUUUUUCUUAUCAGAUUGAAAAUAAUAUUACACGUAAGUAAUCAACUGGAAUCAACUUAAAUGAUGCACAUAGUAAAAGAAACAAAAACUAGCUGGCUUUUCUCAAAUAAAGUGUAUUUCUUCUACAAAGAUGGUCUGUAGCUUUCACAGAUAUUAUUGAAGGUCUUACAUUACAAGCUUUGGUCAAGUUCCUUUUAAAAAUAUUAGUUUAACCCUUUUCAGAGAAAGACACCACCUUCUCAUUUGGUUUGUUUUAUUUAGUAUUUAUUUAUUUUUUUACAUAUUAUGUAUAUUAUAUCAGAAAGUUUUUGUAUACUUUAGGUGCAAACCAUAAUCGAUAAUCCAUUUUAGUAACUUAAAAAUUCACUCUUGUAUAAUUAUUUUUAAAAUCUAAAACUGUAGUGCAGUUUUACGUGUUUUAAGCAUGUGUGAAUUUAUUUUGGAAUGUCUAAAAAAUGGAGCUUGAUUUCUAUGUUGGCUCUAGAGAGUAGGGAAAGAUUUUCAGGUUUUAUUAUUUAAAUUAAUUAUUUAAUCAAACUGCAAUGAAUCACAUUUUUUAUGACGCAACUUUAAUACUGAGUUUCAACAGACUUCAAGUAGAAAAAGCCCAAUAAAGUAGUUUCCAGCUCAUGUAGUUUUUCUUCAUCUUUGUACAUUGUAAAUUCACCAUUACAAAUCUAUACAAAUGUAGUACUGAUAAGAUAGGUUCAGUUGUUUUAUUAGGUUGAGAAAAAAUUAAAGGGUGCAAAACUGUGCGAUAUAAAUGAAUAUGGGUAAAUGUUUAUAUUUUGAAAUUUUCAUAU